AUGCUUAACUUUGUAUUCUUUAAUUUAGUGAAAAGCAACUUUGUUAUUGUUUCCAUCAAUGAAGGUGCAAGAAAGGAUGGCCUGUGUUCCGGUCCUUCACCAGUUGAGGAUGGCUAUUGUGAGCAUGAGCAACUGAAUCCUAUGGACAGUAUUUCUGCUCCGAACAGUUCACAACAACUAGUGACUCCCAAUGUCAACGAACCAGCAAGUGAGGAUGACAGUAUUUCUGAUCCAUCACAAGUUGAGGAAGCCUAUUGCGAACGUGAGCAAGUGGACAGCGUAUCAGCUCCACAAUGUCCAGAGCAACUAGUGACUCCCACUAUUCAUGAACCAGCAAGUGAGUUUGUCCUGAUUUCCGAUCCAUCACUAGUUGCAGAUGGAUUCGUGGAACAUGAGCAUUCUUCAAUGAAUGAGAAUUCUACGGAAAGCAUUACUGCUCCACAAAGCUAUUUUCCAGAGCAACUAGUGACUCCCGCGGUCCCCGAACCAGCAAGUGAGGAUGACCAGACUUCCUAUCAUCAAUAA
Molecule: messenger RNA, 525 nt
Organism: Daphnia pulicaria
Lineage: Eukaryota; Metazoa; Arthropoda; Branchiopoda; Diplostraca; Daphniidae
Exons: 4
Coding region: 1-525 (174 amino acids)
Source: RefSeq, a predicted model, not a curated record